AUGGAUUCCGACCAUCGUUUGAAGGCCUACCGAUUUGUAGCCUAUUCGGCUGUCACCUUUUCGGUAGUCGCCGUCUUAUCUGUAUGUGUCACCCUUCCGAUGGUCUACAACUAUGUGAACCAGGUGAAACGUUCGAUGUACGACGAGAUCCGUCACUGCAAGAGCUCCGCCAGCGACAUUUGGGGCGAAGUCACCCACAUCAAGAACUUGCCAAGCGGUAACAGAACCGCCCGUCAGGCUGGAUACAGUGAAGGUGUAAAUGGCGGAGGUAGCAGUGGCGGCGGCGGCGGAGGCGGUGGCGGUGGCGGCGGUGGCGGUGGCGGUGGCGGCGGUGGCGGUGGAUGCAGCGGUUGCUGUCUUCCUGGACCACCGGGACCCGGUGGAAAUCCUGGACGACCUGGAAGACCUGGAAAGCCUGGAGCCAAUGGUAUGCCAGGAAACCCAGGCAGAGGCGGAGGAGGUGGUUGCGGGCCACAAACACCACCCCCAUGCCAGCCAUGCCCAGCAGGACCUCCUGGACCUCCUGGCCCACCAGGACCCCCUGGAGGACCCGGAACGGACGGACCACCAGGAAACAGCGGCUCUGGCAGCAAUGCUGGACCACCCGGACCCAAGGGACCACCUGGUCCUAACGGUAAUCCUGGACAACCUGGAGCACCAGGACAGCCUGGUCAAGAUGCCGUCUCUACCCCACCUACCCCUGGACAACCUGGACCACCAGGACCUCCUGGAGCACCUGGAGCGCCAGGACCUGAUGGACAACCCGGAUCCGGCGGUGGAGCAGGUACACCCGGACCUAAGGGACCCCCUGGAUCCAACGGUCAACCUGGACCACCUGGAAACCCAGGACCACCAGGACCACCUGGAAAUGGUGGAUCACAAGGAGAGCCUGGUAUCUGCCCGAAAUAUUGCGCUAUCGAUGGAGGAAUCUUCUUCGAAGAUGGAACUCGUCGUCGUUAA
Haemonchus placei is the source of this 960-nucleotide messenger RNA. NCBI's taxonomy places the organism in Eukaryota, Metazoa, Nematoda, Chromadorea, Rhabditida, Trichostrongylidae. The record is from the annotation of a GenBank genome assembly.